AUGAUUAAUACGAGCAUAACAACAAUCAAAGAUUUUGUAAUACUUGGAUUCCCAGGACUUGACCCCACGUAUUAUGGACCUGUAUCUACUCUUCUUUUCCUCACCUACUUGGCUAUUCUUGUUGGAAACAUUUUUAUUUUAGUUUUUGUUGGGGUUGAGAGGCAUCUUUAUAAGCCAACAUAUCUGAUCUUCUGUCAUCUGGCAAUGAAUGAUUUGUUAUUUGGGACAGUGACAUUACCAAGAAUGAUAUCCAGAUAUUGGUGGGAUGACAAGAUCAUACCUUUUGGUGCCUGCUUCACUCAGAUGUAUUUUGUUCAUUCCUUGGGAGCGAUUCAUUCUCUCCUGCUACUGAUUAUGGCUGUUGAUCGUUUCAUUGCAGUUUGUUUUCCUUUAAAAUAUCCUGUUCUAAUUACAAACAACAUUAUUUCUAUAGCUUGCUGGGUGUCAUGGAUCGGGACAUUUCUCAGGAUGAUGGGACUUGUGCUUCAUGCCCUAACCUUGCCUUACUGUAACUCUAACAUCAUCGUGCAGUGUUAUUGUGACAACCCUUCAAUUACAAACCUGGCAUGUGGUGGAGAUGUAACAUCUGUAAAGACUGUUGCGGUUGGUUUUGCAAUGUUUAGUCUCUUGCUUCCACUUUCAUUCAUAAUUUUUUCCUAUAUUUUUAUCUUUGUCAUUGUUUCAAAAAUGCAAAACACUGAGGGACGAUACAAAACCUUAUCAACUUGUACACCACAGUUAUUCAUUUCUUGUCUGUAUUACCUGCCGAGGUGUUUUGUUUAUUUAGCUCACGCUACAGGGUUCUCUUUCAGCGUGGACAUCCGCAUUUUACUGAUACUGUUGUACAGUCUUCUUCCUUGUGCGGUAAAUCCAAUCAUAUAUUGCUUUAAAACCAAAGAUAUCAAAGAUAUUUUAAUGAAGAGAUUGAGAAAUGUUAGAGUUGGAAUCAAGCAAGUUUCAAAGUAAUGUUUUCAGUGUCUAAAUGUGUGCAUUAAAUUCUGAAAGUUGUAUAUCAAAUGAAAAAUGUUUGUCUGUCUAAGCUACUUGCAUUUGAUGAACUGAUAUUGCAGCUUAUGCUAUAACUCUUUGAGGUACUAACGCUUAAUUGUAUUACCAAUGUAUUAAUUUCGCAGAUCUGCUCAAAAAUUAAAAUGCAGUUGUUUGCAUUUUCUUAUAAAGACCCGAGCACAGUUCUAUUUUAAAGUAAAAAGUGACUGUGAGAAAGUGACAUGAUCCAUGUGGCAUUCAAAUAAA
Messenger RNA from Epinephelus moara (kelp grouper), 1254 nucleotides. RefSeq names its product olfactory receptor 52E8-like. Gene Ontology annotation, cellular component: membrane. The coding region runs from base 1 to 966 and encodes 321 amino acids. Lineage: Eukaryota; Metazoa; Chordata; Actinopteri; Perciformes; Serranidae. Gene Ontology annotation, biological process: G protein-coupled receptor signaling pathway. Gene Ontology annotation, molecular function: olfactory receptor activity; G protein-coupled receptor activity. The record is from RefSeq and is a predicted model, not a curated record. The transcript has a single exon.